AGAGAAAGCAGAAACUGUUCUUGGAAGCUUGAACUCGGGCGAUUGGCAAUGGCUCUUCUCUUCUCCAUCUCCUGUCCUUCCCCCUUCCUCGAUCCCUCCAUAAACCCUAACAAGCCCUUAUACUCUUCUCUUUCUGUAAAACCUAAUUCUCUCGGUUUCUCUCUUGUUCGCCAUCAGAAGCCUGUUCGAUUUUCUCGAGUUCGAUCUUCCGAAUCCGAUUCCGAGCCAGAAAACGCAUACGUGAUUACGGACGAAUGGGGCGAGAGGUCCGAUCCCGAAACCGAAUCUGAUGCCGAGCCCGACGCGGGAAAUAUUCCUGAGUUUACGGACGAGUGGGGUGAGAGAUCCGAACCCGACCCGGAUGAGCCAGCGACCAGUUUAGCAGACUCGGAUCCUCCGAGGUACGAGGACGAGUGGGAGGAAGAACGAGGUGGAGACGGCGAAGUGGGCAACGGGAACGGAAGCGCAGUGUACGAUCGGGCUUGGGAGCUGAAGAGGAUCCUGGCGGACACGGUGUACGGAACUGAAUUAGGGUUCCGGGCCGAGUCGGAGGUUCGUGGGGAGGUGUUGGAGCUUCUGAAUCAGUUGGAGGCUCUGAAUCCGACGCCUACUCCGGUUGAGGCUUCGGAUCUUCUCGACGGCAACUGGGUUUUGCUAUACACCGCAUUUUCCGAGUUGUUGCCUCUUCUGGCUGCGGGGUCGACACCUUUCUUGAAAGUUAAAAGGAUAACUCAGUCUAUUGACACGAAGAACCUCUCCGUGGAAAACUCAAUUACACUCUCCGGUCCCUUAGCAGACUUCUCGUUCAGCGCUUCUGCUACAUUUGAAGUUCGAAGCCCUUCGAGAAUUCAGGUUUCAUUCAAAGAAGGUACACUUCGACCUCCGGAGAUAAAAUCAAGCCUCGAUCUCCCCGAGAAUGUGGAAUUGUUCGGGCAGCAGGUCAACUUAUCAUUACUGAAGCAAUCUCUGAACCCUUUACAAGAAAUAGCAGCGAACAUUUCACGGGCAAUAUCCGGUCAGCAGCCUCUCAGUCUUCCGUUUCCAGGAAACCGGGGCAGCUCCUGGCUUCUGAUCACUUACCUCGACAAAGAUCUCAGGAUUUCUAGAGGGGACGGUGGCAUUUUCGUGCUUGCGAGAGAAGGAAGCUCUCUGCUCGAACUCUGAGGAGUUAUAUUAUAUAUACAGGUUGUCCUUUUAAUGCAUAGAUGAGUGUAAAGAAGACAGGGUAUGGAUGAGAGCAGAAAACUUGGAAUGCUUCCAUUGACAGUAACAGGACAUCUAUCUUCGAUUUA
Molecule: messenger RNA, 1292 nt
Organism: Tarenaya hassleriana
Lineage: Eukaryota; Viridiplantae; Streptophyta; Magnoliopsida; Brassicales; Cleomaceae
Product: plastid lipid-associated protein 3, chloroplastic-like
Exons: 3
Coding region: 49-1164 (371 amino acids)
Source: RefSeq, a predicted model, not a curated record